Symsagittifera roscoffensis is the source of this 1874-nucleotide messenger RNA. RefSeq names its product E3 ubiquitin-protein ligase RNF217-like. Gene Ontology annotation, molecular function: ubiquitin protein ligase activity; zinc ion binding; ubiquitin conjugating enzyme binding. NCBI's taxonomy places the organism in Eukaryota, Metazoa, Xenacoelomorpha, Acoela, Convolutidae. The transcript has 4 exons. The record is from RefSeq and is a predicted model, not a curated record. The coding region runs from base 497 to 1633 and encodes 378 amino acids. Gene Ontology annotation, biological process: protein polyubiquitination; ubiquitin-dependent protein catabolic process; positive regulation of proteasomal ubiquitin-dependent protein catabolic process. Gene Ontology annotation, cellular component: ubiquitin ligase complex; cytoplasm.
UACUUGCACUCUGAUUUUCUCAAAUGCGACCAAAAAGAACCAUAAAAGAUACAACCAAAACAAUGGUCUUUUACAUAUUUUCAUCAUGUGAAUAUUCUGCACCAUUUGAUUGAAAAGAAAAUCUCGCCAAAAUUAAUAAUUUAAUAUUAUUCAGAAGACCUGCAAAAAGUCUCUUUAAGUUAUUCACCUUUUGCCUUCAAUUAAAUUUACUUAGAAGAUUCCUUUAGUAUCAAGUUUUCCAAAUAGUUAUUAUUUCCGCGUCAAAACCAAAGAGCGAUGAAUUUUACUUGUUUUAAGAUAAGUUAAAUCGGCGUGGUUUAGGAGCUGAGUAAGUCUAUAUCAUUGACAAAAUCUAAAAUAUCAUUUUCCGUUUGUUUUGAUUUUAUUUCCUUCAUUUAAUUAGUUCUUAAACGGGUACAUGAACAAUUUUGUAAAAAAAAUUUAUGUUUGCUCCAGUUGAAAAUUAACUCGAGGAUUGUAAUACUGGUGAAAAAUUAUGACUUCUGAAAUUCCUGUAAAACCUGACAAUGAGAACCCACGAACGGAAGUUGAAGAGGGCAACUCUUCCGGGAAAGAAACUUCCGGAGAAACGCCAGACGAGCUCGAAAUGUCACAGUUUACUGAAAUCCAACUCAGCGCAGAAUCAGCCAAUUACAGCACAGAGAAUUUUCUAGAAUCAUCUAAUGAUACUCAUCACAAUAAUUCAAUCAUACAACCUGAAACGCAAUCCGAAGCCAGUUUUUCGACCGAGAGACGAACAUGGCUGCUAUGUUUUAUCUGCUUAGAAUUAGCCAGCGGUGAAAAACUGAGCUGCUGCAAAAAUUUUGUGUGCUAUAUGUGCUUCAAACUUCACGUUGAAACACAGAUUUCUGGUGGAAUAUUUGAUGUUUCUUGUCCCUUUUGCGACAAAUCAGUAAAACACACGGACCUCCUCGAUUGUCUUGACGACAAAACGAAAAAAGUGCUUGCUCGUCUUCUUCUGAUUGCAAACCUGAAGAAGAACGAGAAACUGUGUCCCCGCUGCGACUUCCUGGAAAAAGUGACUCCAAACAAAACCAAACCCCAAUCUUCCGAGGCCUCACUGGAUGUUAUAUGCAGCCAGUGUGGGCUAAAUUGGUGCUUUUACUGCCACUCUCCGUCUCAUAAGGGCAAAAAUUGUAAAGAAUAUCAGAGACCAGACAACACUUUCAGUGAGUGGCGAGCAACUCUGGACACUGACUGGAACCCUAAUGCCCAGAAAUGUCCUAAAUGCCAGAUCAAUAUUCAGCGUGAUGGCGGUUGCACGCAUAUGAAGUGCACGAGGUGCAAGACUGAUUUCUGCUACAAGUGUGGCAGGGCCUUCAAAGGGGGUGUGGUCUACCGGAUGCUGGUGGGGGAUCACUACGACAAGUACAGCAUUGUCGGAUGUCCCACUUUAUUGUAUCCGGAGUCAAGGGUCAAAAGGAACGCGGUCAGAAUCAUGGUCUAUUCCGCGAAGAAGUUGGUUCUGCUCCCGUGUUUCAUUGUGGUGGGAGUAUUAGUAUUAGCUGUACUCCCAUUCCUCGUGAUCUCAUUCCUGCCCAUUCUGCUAUUCAUGUCGUCUGCUAAAAUCUGCUGCAAAGCACAAACUCAGGAACAAAUUGUGCCUGCAUGAUCAUAACUGUCAGCGAUCAUUAAUCCUAAAAAUUACAAGACGAAUGACAAAAAUAAAAAUUAAUCAAAUCUUAGUUAAAACAAGCUCGGCCUCGGCUUGAAAUCGCAGAGGAAAUCAAUGUUUCUCCGCUGCUCUAACGGUAAAAUGUCCUCUCUGUAUAGGAUUCUGGCAGGUGGCAAUUUAGCUCUAAGACCAUUUGCUGUGACGUUUGGCGUUUGCGUGGAAUAUUUAUCAGCAAUCG